GAAUAAAAAAUAAUAAAAUUAAAAAAUAAAUUUGAAGAGUUUGAAUUUGAAAUUGUAUUGAAUUGAUGUUAAAGACAAUGUUUGUUGUAGGUCCUAUAUUUUGUGUGUUGCUGCUGAAAGUUUCUGUGCUGCUUAAAAACAAAAAUCUAGUGAAUUUCUGCUAUUAGGUGUUCAAAAACCAGACCCCUUACCCUUCCUAAUUAUAGUAAGUAUAUGGUUGAUAAUUGAGCGGAGACGGAAGAAACUGGAACCCUUCAACGAGGGAAUUGGGUGGAAUUGGGGACGCGUACGCCUUACCAUUUUAUGGUCUAUCAUUACUAGAGAGGCAAUAAAAGAGAGCAGACACUAACAAAUAAAGGUACCACUAUAGAGAGAAGAAUUGUGUGUAUUCUCUACGCCGUCCCCAAUGCUAGCAACGAAUCUAGGGCGCGCGUAAAUUGAUUUCAUUGGUCUAUUUAACGUCCACGACAAAACUUCUCGUUCCCAUCUAUCUUUAUUCACUGCUAUUACCCUUUUUUAAUUCCAAAAAUCAAGGAUUGGUCAAAUAUCAAACAUAAAUACCUCUCAACUUCUAUUUCAACAAUUUAGGAAUAAAUAGUUUUUUAGACAAAAUAUUUGACUUUUUUUAUUAUCAAGCUGCUAUAUUUCAUAUUUUCUGCUAGUACAGCAUGUCAAGAUUUACAAAAUCGCAACAAGGUGCAAGGAAAUUGGUAUAUGAGGGGUUCGCGUACACAAAACAUCGUCUUAGUGUUGAUGGACGUAGAACCUAUUGGCGUUGUGAGAGACGUAGUUCAUUAACAGGCUGCCAUGGACGUGCUGUUACUAUUGGAAAUGAGGAGGGGCAACCUGUUCUUUUAACUGUUCACCAUAAUCACCCUCCAUCUGAAAAAUAUGGACCAUUGACUGGAGGGACUGGAGUGCAUGGCUGGGCAAUUGGAGGUGAUGUUGUCGGUACUUCUUCCACUACUCCACCACCAACUAAUGUUCGCGGAGUUCCUGUCGUUCCAAAAAUUUCUCGUUGUGAUAUUGCAAGAACGUAUGGGGAAACUGCUGUGAAUUCUUCACGGAAACGCCGUUUUGAAUCUCCCCAGUUUCCAUUUGCUCUUUCUCUCCCGCCAUUUAUUGGAGAUGGGGAGCCUCCAAACCUUACUAAAGCUGAUGAGACUCCCAAUUCUCCUCAAAAUUGCUCUUCCUAUUCAACUUUGGAACAAUUUAUCAAUUCUCAUUCUGACAACAAUUUACCCCCUUUUCUUGAAUCGGCACAGGAUAACUUUAACGUCGAAAUUCCAAUAAAACGCCCUCAUUUAGAGGAUAAUAAUGAUGGCGCAGAAUUGGGAGAACUUUAUUCGACGGAGGGAUUUUUUGAUCCAAACAAUGAAAGCUGUAAGGACAAUGAACGUACAGCUAAAUUAGAUCUAUUGAAGAAAGAGUGGGAAGGUAGAUUAUAUAUUUAA
Messenger RNA from Meloidogyne enterolobii, 1454 nucleotides. The record is from the annotation of a GenBank genome assembly. Lineage: Eukaryota; Metazoa; Nematoda; Chromadorea; Rhabditida; Meloidogynidae.